Molecule: messenger RNA, 9390 nt
Organism: Hermetia illucens (black soldier fly)
Lineage: Eukaryota; Metazoa; Arthropoda; Insecta; Diptera; Stratiomyidae
Gene: bbg
Exons: 9
Coding region: 44-8533 (2829 amino acids)
Molecular function (GO): protein binding
Source: RefSeq, a predicted model, not a curated record
UGCUGCCAUCUAGCCGCCAACGAUCACAAAUGCAGUGAAUACCAUGGACGAUUACAUUACAGUGGUGUCGGUCGAUGAGGAGGUCAGCAACGCUCUCAACGCUAACCGGCCCCCAAAACAAGACGACGACCAGCCACCAGAAGACUCAUCGUUCAUUACUGUGCUCUCCAUCAACGAUGCCCCAACCAGGGAGAUCGCGUCCCAGCAGAACGUAAGAAGCUCCCAAGAAAAUGGAGAGGAACCCAUCGAGUCAGUGGUUGUUUAUCGUUUACCCGGAGAAAGGCUGGGUUUUGGCCUGAAAUUUCAAGGCGGGACAAAAAACGAUGAAAAAGUCUAUGAUCAAUUAACAAACAGCCCUCAAAUGAUGAAGAGCAACGAGAAAGUUCAGCGCCUAUUCAUCCAAUCAUGUGCUACCGACAGUCCUGCAUCGCGUGCCAAAGCCAGUUGGGGCCCAUUAAAAGAAGGCGAUGAAAUUAUUUCAAUCGAUGGUCGGCCUGUUGCCGAUAUGACUCGCAUAGAAUGCGUGCGGUGCUUAAAAGAAAGCAAUGUUGCAAUAAAAUUACAAGUCCGAAAUGGAGAUGGCCUGGGAAUUGAAAAUCUGGAAGAUUUGAAUCGAAAACGGCCAACAAAUCAUCAGCCACCUCCCCCACCACCAGUCCCGCCACGGAAAUUAGUCAGGCGAAAGCAAGGGAAUGAAAAAGGAAGCCCCAAGGAUGACAAACCCUUUACGCCUCCUCCCGAUGCGGAAUACUACAUAAACUUGUUCUCAGAUGAAAAUUCAAUUCUUGGUGAAUGUGAAUCGGAUGACACGGGCAGUUCAAUUUCUACUGUCGUGGAUAGAUUUUCGAUUUGCUCUACGUACUCCACAGAGUCAGAUUAUUCAAAUGGUGGUACUGUGUCUUCAAUGAAUACAACUAUUAUAAAUAAUACUACUCAAGUCAUCAGCAAAACUGAUCUAGCGAAAGUUCUAAAGCCGUUCACGCUACUUGAAAAAGAGUUCAACGUGGAUAGUUCUGCGAAAUUGGAGGAGUGUUUGAAAAAAUUGGAUCCCGAGACAAGAAUUUCACCUGGCAAUAGUCCAAAACAAGUCCAAAAGACUUAUGAGAACAUUGAAAUAACAACAAAUCCUGGUGCAUCUAAAGUCAAUGGAAAAUUAGAUGAAACUCAGAUUUAUGAAAACAUCGAAAUUAGUCCAGUAGGUGCUCCUAAACCGAAACCAAGACAAAUCCCUACAAUUGAGCCCAAGAAACGUUCAAUUGUACCUAUUCCAAGAAAAUCAAAUAAAGAUUCAACCGAACAUGAUCAGGCCACCAAAUCUGAAGUAACCUUGCAGCAAGUCACAACAACUGAUGGAAAAUCCCCGUCGCCAUCUUCAAAGUCCCAAGAGACUAUUUCGAAAAUCCCAAAAGCAACUCCUCCAAAACUCUUGCGUCGCGCUAAAACGGAAGGGGAAAUUAAGUUUACUCACAAGAAACCGACAUUCGCCCUAGUUGACAUUGACAUGAAGGAGCAAUGCAAAUCGUUCCUACACAACGAAUCGGGCCGAUCAAGUUUACCCAAAGGAGUUACAGAGGUGGAAGUGAAGCCUCCGAAAUCGAAAAUUCCAAGGAGGCGGUCAGAUGUUGACCAAAACUUGGACACAGUUGACUUUGUUACAGUUAAAACAUCGGAAAAGACAAUGGUCCUGAAGCCUAAAAUUUUAUUUAAAAAACAAAAAUCUGAAACUGAUUUGAAAUUGAAUUCUCAAAAAAUUCAAUUAAAAGAUACUAACCGCGAUGAAGUUAGUCAUAUUCCGGUCAUUUCACCCCAGAGGGAGAUUCCGCCUUCCAGAAUUGCUGUGAAGAGUCCUCCACCUGCACAGAAUAAACUCAACUUAAAUCUAAACAUUCCUGCAAAUCCGCCUAUUACAAAACUGAACAUUGAACCGAAAGUUAAUUUUUCAAUUGCGCCGAUGGUAUCACCAACACAAAAUGGUUUUGACGAAGUGUCCAUAGUUACGCCAAUUCGUACAAAAUCUCAUAUUCCAGUCUUGUCUCCUGACUCAAAUGAGUGUUCUUUCAAAACUUUUGCGAAAGACAAUGAAAAGCGUCACCUAAUUCUUAACAUUGCUCCAGAUAAAGAGCGGAAAAUCCUUAAUGUUAGUGCACUACCAACGACUCCAAAAGGAAAUCCAGUACCUUUGCCAGUUGUACCGAAAUCAAAUACAGAACCAGAAGCUUCACCGUCGAAAAAAGCAGGAUCCCCGCCAUCUGAGAUUCGUUUUACAAUUCAAACUUACGAAGGCGAUAAGCUCGAUGUUGACCCAAAAGUAAACGAUUUGAGUCGUCCUUCACCGAAUCGUCAUACUUCGACUAAAAUCCCUCAGAAAAUUCAGCAUUCCAGCGUCGAUGAAAACGGAAAUGAGCGCAAACCUUUGCCACGUCUGAUUGACAUGGUGCCGAAAAAUGAAGGAAACAAUGUCACAAAUAUUACAGUAGAGGGAAAUGGAAAUUCGACCAUUCAUCAGGAUGAAGACAGUUUUGAAGAGGACGAGCCAGUUAUUAUAAGGAAGUGUAUUAAGGUCAUGAAUGAUAACGACGCUAAUUACGUUAUAAGUUCGAGUAGUAGCGAUGAGGACGAAGAAAAAAUAUAUGAGAUUGAAGAUGGUGAGAAACUUGGCCCACCGGAAGUCAUUGAUGGUCCUGGUCCUUCUGAAGCGUAUUUCAAUUUUUCAUGGCAUUCAAAUAUGUUGCCCACAAUCGGAGAAGUAGAAGAAGAAUACUCGUCAUUGGAGACGCUCUCCAGACCGAUAAUUGCUAAUAACAGCAGUAAUGGAACGCGCCCCCCUAACGAGGAAGAUGUUGGUGAUUUAACAGACGCUACUAAGUCUGAGCGUGAACGAAUCGUUAACCCUGCCGAGGUUGCACCGAAUGUAACUGAGGCCGAACCUAAACAAAUUGUUAACAUAUCUGAAGUGCAACACUUCAAAGAAUCAUUGAGUAAUGAAAUACCGACACCUACGUUAACAACAACGAUAAUAAAAACUGCGGCAAGAGAAAAUGAGAAUUCCAUUGACAUGAUGAUACCGCUAGAAAGCGUUGACGAGGAAAACAAAUUGGCUGCCAAUGUCGAAGCCGAUAAGAUAACACCAACAGCAGAAAUCAAUGAAAUCAGCAAUAAGCCACCCCAAUCGAUACUUGUAGAGCAUUCGAAAGUAAAUUUCGCAAUUAGUUCUACCGAGAAUCGAAGUAACGGUGACGGAAUCGCUGAUGAAAAUUUGAAAAUGUCGAAAACUAACGAAACGAACGAAAAACGUGAAAAUGCAACGGAGCUCGCGGAUCUAAGCCCGGAGUCUGAAGAUCCACUUGAGAUAGUUGCAAAAACAAUCAUUGAAGUGCACAGUGAAAAACGUGAAAAUAUGGAGUCACCCUCGGUUGAAGACUCUUCGAGUACAGAAAGUACUUGCAUUGAGUUGCCUAAACAGGAGGUCUCUGUAUCUAAAGUCGAGGAAGAAAACAAGAUAAAUAGUGAAAUUAAGAAUGUUGAGAAAGACGAAAAGGAGGACGAGCCAUCUGGGAAUAUCGAUAUUCAAAUCGUAGAAGAAAUUAUCGUCAAAGAAGCAAACCCAGUGGAAUCAGCCGAUAAACCAAACGUUAAAGAAAUUAUAGAAAUUGUUGAAACUGUAGAUGUGGAGGAGCCAGAAGAAGUUCCUAGUGCUGAAAGUGUCAUGGAAAUAACGAAAAUCGAAACAGCUGUUAAUUCAGUUGAUAGUACGGAUGGAGUGGUUGCAGUAGAGCGACCUUCGAAUGAUAAUCAAAGUCCAGAUAAGAACGCAACAAGCUCACUAUCGUUGUUAUCAAACAAAGAAUCAAUUGAAGUGACGCAAGCAAUGCUAAUUUCGGAACGUGCAGUAAGCAUUCCAAAUGUGUCAGACGGUCUAAAGACCAAAGAGGCAAUUGACGUAACGCAGGCAAUGCUGACAUCAGAACGUGCAACCAGCCUACCAAACAUACCAGCUAGACCAGAUACGAAAAAGUCAACCGAAAUUACAGAGGCGAUGUUAGUUUCGGAACGUGUGGAUAGUCUGCCACAAACAUCACCUAGCCUUAUAGCAAAGAAGUCAAUGGAAAUAACGGAGAAAAUGUUAGGGUCCGAGCGUGCAGUUAGCUUGCCAAAUGUGCCAGUUAGUCCAGUAGUAAUGAGUCCAAUUAAAACAACACAAACUAUGCUCCUGUCAGAGCGUGCGGCCAGUUUAGCGAAUCUGCCAGUGAAACAAAAAGUUGAGAAUAAUCAAAUCUUAGAUUCCCCACCAAGUGAAACCGAAAAUAUUGCGGCACCAAUCGGCGACGAGGCGAAGGACAACCCGUCAAAGGUUAUUGACGAAGUCCCUAGAUCAGAAAAUACAUCUGAAGUUGAAGUAUUCGACCUGGAAGUCUCUCAAAAUAAAUCACCAAAAGUCGUUGAAGCAGUCCCUAAGCCAGAAGAAAAGUCUACAAUUAAAGAUAAGGAGCAUAAAACUACGGUUGCAGAAGAGAAACCACAAGAAGUUCAAACAGCCCCUAAGUUAGAAAAUGAACCCAAAACCGAAGCUAUCGAGCGUCAAGUAGUUUCCGAAUCUACGAUCAUUCCAGCAACUAUUGAAGAAAGUAUAGUAAUCACGGAAAACAUUGUAACUGAAAAAACACCUGAAUUGGUACCCAUUGAGCCAAACGAAAGCAAGGAGGAUGUCAAGGCCGCGGUUGAAGGAAAUAUUGAACCCACUCAAAACACUUUGGACAACACCUCUCAUUCAAGUGAUUCCUCGUCAUCACGUAGUUCCAGUGAUACCGAAGUUGAAAGAACACCCAUCAGUAAAGCUGAUGAGCCGCCAUCAAAACCAAUUGAACGAAUUAUUUUGGGUGUCGAAAAUAAUCAAAAUUCAUUAACGGAUACAUCAAAAAGGGAGGUUUCGACAAAAUUGCAAUCAACUUACGCUCCGCUUGGGAGCGAUAGUAACCAGCAACUAUCAAAACCACCAACAUCAGCUAAAUUACUGACGAAAGAGCAACAACCAGAACAACAAGCAAAUCAAAUACAGGCUCCCGCUGCACCGCUGGAUACGAAGCCGGUGAAACCAACGCCAAUGCCAAAACCAACUAGUCUUCGUGGUUGCAUUAAAGAUUCAAACCUAAAAAUGGACAAAAGCGGUAUCCAGAUAGCACCAUCGCCUCUAAUUCUAAACGACUACAUAACACUAAGCUCGCCGCCAACUUAUUCACGUUUGCCACCAGAUGGUCAUGAAUUCCCUCCAAACUUUUCCGAGCCAAUGAUUACACCAGUAAAAUCAGCAGCAGCUUUAACAACAGACAGCAAAGUCACAAACAAACAAUCCAGCCUAUCUUCCACAUUGGAGCGCACCAAUAACAACAGCAACACAGACUGCCCUCCACUGCCGAAAUCAGUUCCACCGCCAACAGUUCCUAGGAAGGUUUAUCGACAGGAUCUGAUCAUUAAAGUGGAUGAUGCCAGAACGCCAGACAAAAAUGAGAAAAUCAUAAGACUUGAUCAGAACAGCAGCUUUACAACUACCCCUAGUCCUUUGGUGUCGUCCUCAUUUGAAUCAUCGCGAAUCAAAAGUAACAGCAUCAAUACAUUGCACAAUAUGGAUUUGUACAAGACAAGACCCAGUCCAGUUACAAGAAAAAUUUCUGAUUGGCGGAAGGACGAAAAAUCCGAAAAGUCAGUUCGUGAUAAGAUCGCCAUGUUUUCAAAUGAGGAUCGCCCAGAUAUCAACAAAACGUCUGCUAAAACGUUUAAUAAGAGCAUCGAAAACCUGUUGGACUCCAGCAGCAAAUUUCAGCCGUUCACGAGUUCAUUGACAAAGAAAGCAAUGAGCGUGGAGAACCUGAAUGACGACUAUCGACCUUACUCUCGAACACAUUCAGGCUUCGUUGAACGUAACAAACCGGAAAGUACGCUUUACAAGAGUGAGAUCACUCAAAGCUACUCGUCCUUACCACGAAAAAAUGUUCCAACCUUGACUCGAACAACAAGCUUCUCCGGCCACGAUGAGAAUAGCCGGAAAGCGUCAAUCGCAAAUAUAUUAGAGCAGAGACGGAAAUCCAUGUCCAAACUUCGUGGAUUGGUGAUUCCUGAACGCCCUUCAUCGAAUCUGGAGACGAUUAUUGAUUUACCAGAAAUCAAGAGUAGAGACAGCGAGAAAAUCAAAAUGAAUGGUUUUCACUCAUUGCAAGCAACACCCAGAAAGGACAAGUUUCCAACUUCAUUCCGAUCGCCUUCUACUACGAGCCCAGGCCUAUCGAAUGGUGUUUACAAGAGCAUAUUCAGUAGCGGCAAUCGGUUGUCAGUAACAGCCCCAAGUACGCCUAUGACACCUUCUUACAAGAAGCCGGAAGGCAUCUCACUUCCUCCAGCAAAGCCGCCUCGUACUUCACUUAUUUUAUCGAAAGCACCUCAUCUAGAAGAAAGCGACAGUGAUUCUGUAUUCAGUUCAAAGAUAUCUUCGCCACCAAUGUCGCCACGAGCUCCAGUCCAAGAAAAAUUUGCCUUGACUAGGACUCUAAGCUCAGAGACAAACACUUCCAUUGCAAGCUCUACAACGUCGACUCUAACUUCGGGGUCAGGUUCUCAAGCCAGUUGCUCAUCAGUGGGAAGUACUCCUACAGUUGACAUGAGCCGCAAGAUACUUAAAUCUGGAUCAGGUGAUUCGACGGUUAACAGGAAAAAUAUUCUUGCGUCUGCCAAAUGUCGUAGUGGACGAGACGACUCGUCUUCUCUAGCUCGCAACAGACGCUAUGAGGAUGAAGACAGCACUGACGGUUACGAUGAGGAGGAAACACGCCGUGCUCCGAAGUUGAAGCAAAGAAGCCUUUCUUCAGGUUCCAAUAAGUCUACUUCGGCUACAGCGCCCAUAAAUUACAAACUGGUGCCAAAGGAUGAGUCCAUCGUGGAUAAAAUUGUGAAUGUUGCUGCCUAUGUUGAAAUCACUUCAGACACAGACGAUAGCAGCCGUAAAUCGGACUCUUCCCUACGAAAGAUAAGUGCCAUUUUCAUUGAUGAGGAGCGCAAGGCUAGCUUCAAGGCUGAUCCAAAUCAAAAGGCAAAAACCAAGAAACCAGAGCCGGCUAAACGGUCAAUUGUACCAGAAAGUGAUGAUCUUGCCAAAUGGGUACAAUCCGAGGCAGCAAAGGCUUUCAAACAAAAGGACAUGACUAUUUCCAAACCUACCAUCCCAGAACGUACAGCACUGGCUGAAAAAUUCGAAUCUCUGCACAAAGCCCCGGUUGACAUUUCGCCCAGAUCAGCAAUCAAGCUGAAGACUUCCACAGCUGAAAUUCGCGAGAAGUUCGAGCAACGGUCCCAGACGGGUCAAAGUCCGACUAAGUCAAGUUCAAUCAGUAAAACCGAGAAACCCAGUUCAAUUGGAACCUACCACGAGCGAUUCUCUUCACUGGAUUCUAUUGCAUCUUCGUCAUCGGGCGUAUCUUCGAGCACACAGAAUCUUCCAUCGAACCAAGAAACGCCAACCGAGUUCGGAAGCUUCUCGUCGCUGGGAAGCAAUCAGAGCCUCAUCACUGCACAAGACAUCCAAGUUUUGAUUGAAGAAGCUGAUCCACCGCUCAAGACGCCAGAUGCAUUUAUUGUGGUUCUGCAACGUGAGACGCCAGAGAGCAGCAUUGGAAUAACACUAGCCGGGGGCUCUGAUUAUGAGGCCAAAGAAAUUACGAUUCAUAAGAUUCUUGGAAAUUCGCCAGCUGCCAAGGACGGUCGAUUGAAGAAAGGUGAUCGAAUCCUCGCUAUCAAUGGUUUGAGUAUGCGAGGACUGACACAUCGUGAAUCAAUAACGGUUCUUAAGACUCCACGACCAGAAGUAGUUCUAGUUGUGACGCGCUCGGAAUCAGUUAUUGUGAAAUCGCUAUCAAAGAAACGAUCAUCCCUUGGAUCGCUAACAUCGCUGAACGAUAAACCUUCUGAGAUUGAUUUGGAGAAGAAGCUCUCCUAUCACAAGGCAUCGCGAUCAUUAGAUCUUGAUUUAGACAUUGUCUCCACUGAAGCAACGAACGAUUCAAAAUCAUCGAAACUAGCACACGAAAAGAGUACCAUGAACGGGAAUAUUAGCCCAAAUCAAGUGAUGUCACAGCCACAACCCAGCAAUCGUCAAUCAUUGGCUCGUGGAGGAGCUGUUAAAGUUAAUACUAGUGAAAUAUUGGAUAGAGUUCGGGAAACCGGUCGUUUAUUGGCGGCAGAAAGACAGGAGAGAGUUGUAGUGAAUGGCGACGAUAUACCCUCUGGUGCUAGAGAAGUGGAGAUUUACAAGGACAACUGCGGUCUCGGCUUCUCAAUAGAGGGUGGAUAUGAUUCGCCACUAGGAAAUCGCCCAUUGGUUGUGAAAAAAGUUUUCUGGGGUGGUGCUGCACAAAAGGCUGGUAAUAUUCAAACAGGCGAUCAAAUUGUUUGCAUAAAUGGUGUUACAACGUCACGUAUGAGUCGUGUCGACGUGUGGAACUACAUGAAGCAACUACCAACAGGACCAGUCAAAAUUCUUUUACUGUGAAUAUUCUUAAUAUUAAAAUAAAGUUGGAGAAUAUGUUUCUUAUCCCUAAUAUAAUUCUAUUGUAUACUAUUACAAUUUUAUACGUAGUUGAUAAGGUAUGAACACUUACAUGAUUAUUCACAUAUGUAUCGUGAGGGAACUUGUGCGAUUAGAGACAGAAGGUUCACUUGACAGAAGAGCAAAUAGGAACCCAAGUUGACGAAAUAUAAUAUGAUUUUCCCGAAAUUUGAAGACAUUUUUUGUUGACCGAAUUCUCAACGUCAUGAACUCUAGAAAGACUUAAAAUUCUUGCCAACUAUAUUUGCGUUUUGGAUAUUUUGAUUAAAACAUGGCCCAGUCCGUAUGAAAAGGAUUGGAGCCCCGUUUUCGUCUGGGGCUUGGGUACCAGGAGCGUUCAUUCGGCACGCAUCCGACUUUUAUAUAUCAUUUGUUGAAAUUGUUAAAAUGUUAUGUUUUGGCUUUUACUUAAUAUUUAAUAUCGAAAUUCUUAGUUUACGUAAAAAAUUAGAAAUGUGUGCAAUUUCGAAUUAAAUUCUUCUGUAUUUGUUCUUCGACUUUUUAUUGUCUUCUUAAUUUAUUCGUUCUUAUCAUUGCCUGAUUUAUUUCUUUUAUUCGGAAGUAGGUUAAGCUUAUCGAAAUAUUUUUACGUUUUAUUGUUUUCUUUCUCAUUUUAAUUGGAAAUUAUACAACGAAAUUCCCAGUUUUUUUCGACGCCCUAGACAAGGGGCGUUGGCAUUAAAAGGGGUAAAAAGAGAAAUAUUUUCAUAUUUUCGUUCCAAUAAAAUGUUUGCUUUUUAUAUGUAUUUAGAUAUACUAAUUAUCUAUUUUGCCAUAACAUUAAAUGUUACAGUAAUGAA